AUGCACGAAGUCUUGCUAAGGCCUAUGCCAAUAAAAAAUUCGAGUUUCGUAAUGCUAAGCUGCAAUGUAAUAAAUGCAGAAAACCAGGGCAUUUCGGUCGAAUGUCGGUCUAGCCAUUUUAGUCAGCGUUUUUUACUGCCGAAACCGGAUAAGAAACCAGCCGGAGUGAAUAGCAAAGAGAAGUAUUGCACGCAUUGCAAGAAACUGGGCAUUUACGGCAGGAAUAUUACAAGGGAAUAUUGGGAAUCGAUUUCUUACAACGACAACGAGCUAAGUGUGACCAUGGACGGAAGAUGUGACGUAUUCCAUCUAAAUAAUGAUACGUUAAGCUGUACUACCACGGUACACCACGAGAUAGCUACACGCGUAGACAGCGCGCGUCAAUAUCCGACCUUACCGCUUACCGGAAAAGCAUAUCGGGCGGAAGUGAACCGAGCUAGAUCGCACAGAACUUUCGCGGAGUAUCUCUGUCGUUACAUAAAUGAGGAUCAAACAAAUUGGGACGAAUGGAUCCCGUACGCGAUGUUUACGUAUAACACGACACCGUAUACAGCUAUCUCGUAUACUCCGUUUGAAUUAGUAUACGGGUAUCAAGCGACGCUACCUCCGAAGCCAUGGUACUCGUAUGACGACUACACACACGAGCUUAGGGAACGACUACGGGCAACGCAUCAAGUUGCGAAACAAUACGUGAAGGAGGCGAAAACAAAAGCGAAGGACUAUGCCGAUCAGACAAUUAAAUCCGUACGUUUAAAGUAG
Messenger RNA from Wasmannia auropunctata (little fire ant), 759 nucleotides. RefSeq lists its product as uncharacterized. Bases 1 to 759 code for a protein of 252 amino acids. Lineage: Eukaryota; Metazoa; Arthropoda; Insecta; Hymenoptera; Formicidae. The transcript is spliced from 4 exons. The record is from RefSeq and is a predicted model, not a curated record. Gene Ontology annotation, molecular function: nucleic acid binding.